AUGAUUGCAGCGGGAGUCAUUGGCUGUGUCUAUUUGUUCUGCACUGCAGUACUCUUUCUGGGGGUCAAAGAAAAAGAUGAUCCCUUUGCAUUCCAGCCUGGCAUGGUUAUGCCUUUUUGUAGCGGUUUCAGACAGUCGAUGCAGCACGGGCCGUACCUUUACCUGAUAUCCUCCUUCCUGCUUAUUUCAGCUGCUGUUCAGCUUCAGCAGAGCAAUUUUGUCCUUUUUUGCACACAUGCUGCAGACAACCUGCGAAAACACUUCCAGAAUCUGGUACUGACCAUCCUGAUCUCCGCUGUCAUGAGCAUCCCCUUCUGGCAAUGGUUUCUUCAACGAUUUGGCAAGAAAAAGGCAGCUUUUGGAAUUUCAUGGAUGAUUCCAUUUGCCAUCAUGCUGGUCACCAUACCGAAUCUCAUUGUGGCUUAUGUGGUUGCUGUGACAUAUGGAUUUAGCAUUGCUGCCUCUUUACUCCUGCCAUGGUCCAUGCUUCCCGAUGUGGUGGAUAAUUUCCGUCUAAUGAAUCCUCAGGCCAAGGGACUGGAGGCCAUAUUCUACUCUUCAUUCGUCUUCUUCACCAAGCUGUCCGCAGGGAUCGCUUUAGGAAUCUCUACACUGAGUCUGCAAUUUGCUGGUUACAGCAGUGCGGCAUGCAAGCAGCCCUACCUCGUGGUCCUGACACUCCAGAUUCUGAUUGGUGCAGUCCCAGCUGUGCUCAUCGUUCUUGGUUUAUUCAUCCUGAUCUUCUACCCAAUCACAGAAGACACAAGAAAGGAGACAGAGCUUGCUCUUGAUGUAAUGAGGUUACGGACCCGGAGAUCCACUCUUAUAGUCAUCUGA
Messenger RNA from Staurois parvus, 837 nucleotides. The record is from the annotation of a GenBank genome assembly. Lineage: Eukaryota; Metazoa; Chordata; Amphibia; Anura; Ranidae.